Messenger RNA from Capsella rubella, 1862 nucleotides. RefSeq names its product transcription termination factor MTERF4, chloroplastic. Gene Ontology annotation, cellular component: chloroplast. Lineage: Eukaryota; Viridiplantae; Streptophyta; Magnoliopsida; Brassicales; Brassicaceae. The transcript has a single exon. Gene Ontology annotation, molecular function: double-stranded DNA binding. The record is from RefSeq and is a predicted model, not a curated record. Gene Ontology annotation, biological process: regulation of DNA-templated transcription; chloroplast organization. Bases 347 to 1603 code for a protein of 418 amino acids.
UUAAUAUGCUUUAAACAAUUGGUAACCGUUGGAUUCGAUUUUUGUUUCAUUUGCUGCCAUAAUCAAGCCAUCAGUCUAAAAAUUGGAACUUGCUGCCAUAAUCAAUUUGAUAUCAUAAACCCUAAAAAAGCGUUUUUUUUUUCCUUCUUCCCCCUAAAUUUGAAUCUUUGAAAGAUGAAUGAGUCUUUUGUUUGGAGAAACAUUUAUUCAACCUCUAUGCCUUUGAAUUUCAUCUGCUUGGAUUGAGUCAGAUUGAUUAUAGUCGAAUAGCUUCAAAGAUUGUGGCUUUUGUUUGUUGGUUUUGUAUUGGCUUCUCUGUUGGGUUCGGUAAUCUCAUUGGCUUGUCAUGUAUUCUCUGAUACUCCACGGAAGAAGGUCAGUAGAGUUGCAUAAAUGGCGUAACUUGAGAGUUUCAUUGCAAAAAGCAUCUUCUUUUUUCAAUUCGUUCUCCUCUGCUUCUGCUUUACAUUUGAGUCCUAGAGUUGGUGGGAAAGGAAAGAACUUUACAGUCUCUUACCUCGUUAAGUCAUUGGGGUUAACUACAAAUAUAGCUGAAUCGAUUUCAAAGAAAGUUAGCUUCGAGGAAAAGGGCAAUUCUGAUUCUGUUCUGAGUCUUUUGAGAAAGCAUGGGUUCACAGAUUCUCAGAUCUCUACCAUCAUUACGGAGUAUCCAAAAUUGCUUUUAGCUGAUGCUGAGAAAUCACUUGGUCCCAAGCUUCAGUUUUUGCAGUCCAGAGGAGCUUCAAGCUCUGAGCUCACUCAGAUUGUUUCGUCAGUUCCUGAAAUCUUGGGAAAGAGAGGGCACAAAACUAUUAGUGUAUACUAUGAUUUCGUCAAGGAAACUUUACUAGAUAAGAGUUCUAAGUAUGAAAAGUUAUGUCAUUCUUUUCCACAGGGUAAUCUGGAGAAUAAAAUCAGAAAUGUUUCGGUUCUGAGAGAGUUAGGUGUGCCUCAUAGGUCUUUAUUCUCCUUGCUCCUCUCGGAUCGCCAACCUGUAUGUGGAAAAGAAAAAUUUGAAGAAACACUCAAGAAAGUUGUUGAGAUGGGUUUUGAUCCAACCACCGGAAAGUUUGUGGAAGCUCUACAAGUUAUUUACGGGAUGAGCGAGAAAACAAUCGAAGAAAAAGUCAAUCUCUAUAAAAGGUUAGGCUUUGAUGUGGGAGAUGUAUGGGCAAGUUUUAAGAAGUGUCCAGUCGCUCUGAGAGUGACGGAGAAGAAGAUGUCGGACUCCAUAAAAACAUUUCUUGGCUUAGGAUUCAGCAGAGAUGAGUUUGCGAUGAUGGUUAAGAACUUUCCUCCGUGCAUUGGGUUAUCUGCAGAGAUGGUGAAGAGGAAGGCUGACUUUCUUGUGAAGAAGAUGAAUUGGACACUAAAGGCUCUGGUCUCAAACCCUUCAGUACUUGGAUACAGCCUAGAGAAGAGGAUUGUGCCAAGAUGUAAUGUAAUCAAAGUUCUUAUAUCCAAAGGACUGAUUGGAAGUAAAGUCCCUCCAAUGUCGUCCGUCUUGGCAUAUACCAAUCAGGAGUUCUUAAGACGGUAUGUGAAGAAGCACGAGGAUAAGCAGCUGGUUGAUCAGUUGAUGGCUAUCUAUCUUGCUUCAUAGAUCAUAAGGCACUGAAUCCUUUCCCUCUUUAUGCUUUUUCGAUAUAUUUCUGAGGUUUGUAGCCUAGAUGUGUAGGACAGAUUAGAAGAUUCUUGUGGGUUGAAGUUUAAUUAGUAACUAAAAAACACUAAAAACGUUCCUUUUUCAAUUCUGUUGGUGAGAAUUUUGGUUCCUCUGUAAAAAUGUGUUCUCUUCCAUCAGAACCCUGCUUCCCCAUUUUGAUCACUGAGAUUUGGAUCAUCAAGUGUUUGAUUCAGUA